Messenger RNA from Triticum dicoccoides, 1045 nucleotides. Its product is annotated as probable carbohydrate esterase At4g34215. The transcript has 3 exons. Bases 70 to 786 code for a protein of 238 amino acids. Lineage: Eukaryota; Viridiplantae; Streptophyta; Magnoliopsida; Poales; Poaceae. The record is from RefSeq and is a predicted model, not a curated record.
ACGCUUGAAGCCGCAGUCUUCUCUUCUUCACACUUUCCUCACCGCUGCCGCCCCGCUGCUCCCGCAGUCAUGCGCAUCUUCCUUCUCUCAGGGCAGAGCAACAUGGCCGGCCGCGGCGGCGUGCACCACCGACGGUGGGACGGGGUCGUGCCGGCAGAGUGCGCGCCGGACCCCUCCAUCCUCCGCCUCUCCGCCGCGCUCGCAUGGGAAGAGGCCCGCGAGCCGCUGCACGCCGACAUCGACACGACCAAGACCUGCGGCGUCGGCCCCGGGAUGGCCUUCGCCCGCGCCAUUCUCCCGCGGCUGCAGCCCCCAGGCACCGCCGGGGUCGGGCUCGUACCGUGCGCCGUCGGCGGCACGGCCAUCCGGGAGUGGGCCCGCGGGGAGCACCUGUACGAGCAGAUGGUGCGGCGCGCGCGCGCCGCGACCGAGUGCGGCGAGAUCGAGGCCGUGUUGUGGUACCAGGGGGAGAGCGAUGCAGAGUCCGAUGCCGAAACGGCGGCGUACCAGGGGAACGUGGAGAGGCUGAUAGCAAAUAUCAGGGCAGAUCUUGGGAUGCCGCAUCUACCAUUCAUUCAGGUUGCUCUCGCAUCUGGGAAUAAAAGGAACAUUGAAAAAGUGAGGGAGGCUCAGCUUAGCAUUAACUUGCUGAAUGUUGUAACUGUGGAUGCAAUUGGUCUGCCCUUGAACGAAGAUAAUCUGCAUCUUACCACUGAAGCACAAGUAAAGCUUGGAGAAAGUCUUGCACAAACCUACAUCAGUAACUUUUUACAAGCAACCUGCUAGGAGACCCGCAAAUGUCAUGAUAGGGCUGUCCCAUCUUCAUUCCACGGCACAUAUGUUUGACAGUACCCUUGCAAGACUGUCAUGACAACCUUUUAUAUUUGGAAGGCAUUGUAACAUUUGCACAUCCACAGUACAAAGCGAAUAAAAAUCAUGUAAAUGAAAAUUUGCAUGGAUUCCAAAUGUAUUUCCUGUUUUAAGGUACUUCAUAAUGUUUUCCAUGUUUCUGCAGUAAUGAAAAGGAUGCAUUUUAUAUUUUCAA